Parnassius apollo (apollo) is the source of this 405-nucleotide messenger RNA. Lineage: Eukaryota; Metazoa; Arthropoda; Insecta; Lepidoptera; Papilionidae. The record is from the annotation of a GenBank genome assembly.
AUGAUUAAUGAAAAUGAAAGAUGUCAGUCUUCCGCAUCAACUUCUGAUGAGCCAGAUAACCAGGGACAAAAAUCUAACAGUCUGUUAUGGAAGCACUACAACAGGCAAAUGCAAAAUGUACGACCAGCUGGAACCGCCAAUAGCAGGGCAAUCAUUGAAACCCAAAAAUAUCUAGAUGACACAGUUUUGUCUCCAGAUAUGGAUCCUUUGGAGUGGUGGCGAAUAAAUCAGACAAUUUAUCCAAAUUUAGCUAAACUAGCCAAAAUAAAAUUAAACGCAAUGGCCUCUAGCGUGCCUUGUGAACGGUUGUUUUCCAUAGCAGGGAACAUACUAACGGAGAGGAGGACCCGUCUGGGGAGUCGUAAAGUAGAACAGUUAUUGUUUCUACAACAAAAUAAAAAAUAA